GACAUGUAUUUACGAAGAUAAAUCGCCUUUAAAUGAACAUAAUUUCUUUUCAGUGUUUUAUUACUGAAUGCGUUUGAUUACGAGAAGAUUCUUUUUACCGCAUUUAAUAAGCUAUAGCAAAUCACAAAAGUUUGAAAUCCGACAAAGAAAUCAAAAUGUUUAAGAAAUACAGUCUUGGUGUUGCCGAUUAUGUUAUUAUUUCUUUGACACUUUUGUUAUCAGCUGGGAUAGGGUUAUGUGCAAGGUAUUUCAAAGGUCAGCAGAAAAUAGCCUCGGAUUAUUUGUUGGCGGGAAGAAACAUGCCAAAAUAUCCAGUCAUCUUCUCUAUCAUUGUUACUCUUACAUCCACGUCUUCCUUCCUUUCAUCGCCAGCUGAAGUUUACAAAUAUGGCAUUGCUGUUUCCGUCGUUACUUUUAUGGUACCCAUAGGAAUGCUUAUAUCAUCAAGCGUUAUCAUACCAGUGUAUUUCAAUUGUGAAGUCUCAAGCAUAACUGAGUACCUUGAAAUGCGAUAUGGACGAAUCAUUAGAUAUCUGGUGUCUGUUAUGUUUCUUCUGCAGACGCUUUUCUACAUGUCCAUAUCUCUUUAUGGAGCAGUUUUGGCAUUGAGUGCUGUUACAGACUUGUCUUUUGAAGUGUCCAUUGUGUCCUUGGGAGCUGUUUGUGCUUUUUAUUGUUCCUUGGGUGGACUUAAAGCUGUUUUGUGGACGGAUUGUUUUCAAGCUAUUUUAAUGGUAACUUGUUUAUUAGCAAUUUACAUAGCAGGUAUCGGUGAUGCAGGUGGUAUUACUGAACUCUUUCAAAAAGCUGCAAUUGGUAAAAGACUGGACUUAUUCGAGUUCAUGCCAGAUAUAACCAGGAGGUAUGGAUUUUGGGCAUGCGCAACUCAAGGAAUAUUGAUUGGAGUGUCUUUUUUUGGAACAAACCAAGUUGAAGUACAAAGAUUACUCAGUCUCAGUAGCAUUAAACGAGCAAAAUCAUCACUUCGAAUGAGUAGCUUCCCAGUGUGUCUCAUGUACACAGCAUGCUGUUUCUUAGGACUUGUGUUAUAUGGUGUUUAUUAUAAUUGUGAUCCAAUCUUAAAUAAAGAGAGAACAGGAAUAAGAAAAUAUGAUCAAAUUGUUCCAGCUUACAUUGUAACAAGAUUUAGUUCUUAUCCAGGACUGACAGGUCUUUGCAUAGCUGGUAUCUUCAGUGCUUCUCUGAGUACUAUUUCUUCGUGUCUAAACUCUGCUUCAACCGUGACAGUCAUAGAUUAUUUAAUACCAAUCUUCAGAAAGUGGAACAUUUCUGAUUUGAAAAUCAUUCUAAUGGCAAAAAUUGUGUCUGUUAUCUAUGGUGGACUAUGCAUUGGUUUGAGUUUUGCUUUUCAACAAGCAGACAGUAUUCGCCAUUUGACUCAAGUAUUUAAUACCUUACCUCAAGGUAUUAUUUGUGCAGUUUUUCUCUUUGGAAUGCUGACAAGAAAAGCUGGUGACAAAUGUAUUUCCUUUGCUGCAGUAGUGACUUAUAUAAUAAUGACCUGGAUAGCCUUAAGUUCUCUAUAUGCCAGAUAUGUUCAACCUACAUUACCUCUAAGCAAUAGCAUGUGUCCUUCAUCACAAAAUGAAACAAUGUCUGAAAGUAUUUUUAAUGUAUCCUCAUCACUAUUACCACCACCAAAUACUGAAAAAGAUCCCUUUGUACUCUACAAAAUGACAUUUAUGUGGUAUUCUUUCGUUGGAUUUCUUCUGACAAUUUUACUCACAAUUUUUGCUGUUUUAAUUACGGGUGGUUGGAAAAAGAAUGUAAUACCUGCCGAUUCCAAAUACUUAAGCCCAGUUACACGAUUCUGGAUGGACAAAAAUGAUGAGUCUAAUCUGGAAUUAAAGUAAAACUUAACACUAACAUAAUGUAAUAUAUUUGCAGAAAAAGAUCCCGUUAUUAUGGUCAUCAAGACAUUUCCAAUUUGAAUUAAAUCAGUCGGAAUCAAUAUCGGAAGUCUUUUGGUAGCAUUCUAAAGAAGAACUUUUUAAAUUAUGACUUAGUACUCAUUAUUUUCUAUAUUAAUUUAUGUAAAAAUAUUUGAACAGAUAAAAUAAUUAAGCAACUUUCAGAGUGCUUAAAUUCAUGUUAGGUACGAAAGUAAUUGCACAUGCAUACAUGAUGUAACAGGCAGUUAAAUACUAAAAUAAGAUGGGUGAUUUUCCAAAAUUUCACAUUUUCAAAUCACGUAUUCAUAAAAGCUUAAGUGCUUUGAAAAUUCUGAAGAAAUCAGCAUUUGUUCUUCACUACAGGCGUGUGAUAGUUUUUAUGUAUAUGACCUGAUGCUAAGCUUCUAUUAACAGUCUUCACAUUAUUACAUACAUUGUUUGCACACAUUUGCAUUAUUACUUCACAUCAUAAUAUGCAUUAUUUAAAAAUAUGUAUUUUCAUGUAUAAUAAAACUGUUGGAGAAUGAUGUCAGCAUUUUUUACCCACCUCACUUUAGAACUUCAAAACUAUUAGAACAUCGGGUGAAUCAUAUCUUCAAAGUUCUCAAUCCAUCUAAAGGAAAAGACUGUAAAUUCCAUAUUUUCCCCUAAAAUUAUAGAAAAAUUCCCUAGGCCAAGGGAAUAACAGCAAUCCUUGGGAAAAAAUUUUAAGUGAUAAACCUUGAAGAGUUAAAUAAUUAAAACGGAUACAAAAAUAUGUAAAACAUUUAAUGUAAGUGUAAAACAUGUAAAUAAAUUAAAUGAGUUUAAGAAAAAGUUUCAGACAGGCCAGGAGAAUGAUUGUACAAUCAUUUUAAAAAAUUUUAUGGGAAUUGUACAUUUUACAUAUUAAGAAAUAUUUGUUAUUAAACUGCAUGAGAAAAUUAUUUCUAGAAAGUAUAUAAAAUAAUAUGCAAUAAUAGUAAUAGCAGAUUAAUAAUAAUAGAUGUAAUUGUAAAAUAGUACAAAUAGUGAAUAAUAGUAAAUUUCUGUCUCAAGUUAAUCUUGUUACAUUUUAUAUGGACAUGAUAUUGUUAGGGUUUUGGAGAACCACGUAAAUACA
This is a messenger RNA of Parasteatoda tepidariorum (common house spider), 3015 nucleotides long. RefSeq names its product sodium-coupled monocarboxylate transporter 1. Gene Ontology annotation, biological process: transmembrane transport; sodium ion transport. The record is from RefSeq and is a predicted model, not a curated record. Gene Ontology annotation, molecular function: symporter activity. Gene Ontology annotation, cellular component: membrane. Lineage: Eukaryota; Metazoa; Arthropoda; Arachnida; Araneae; Theridiidae.